GGGAACUGCAGCCUGGUAAGGGUGCAUAGGGCAGUCACAGAACUAACAUUACCAGAAUAGUUUCACAGUCAAUCACUCUCCCCAGGGAAUUUUGGGAAAUGUAGCUCUGCAAGAAGAGCAGGGGCUUCUAGCAGCCCCCAGCAAGCCACAGCACUUAGGAUUCUGGGGAAAACCAUGGCAGCUCAAGGAGGUAUGACAAUGCCUUGAACUUAGGAAGACUAAACUUCAGGAAGUACUUCCUGAUGAAACAAUCUGAUCAGUAACUGAGCAGAUGGCUUUGGAAGGGGAAAGGACUCUCCAUUAAGAGAUUUAUAAGUGGGGGUGGAAUGACCACUUACAGAAUAGUGGGCUACAAUGUAAAAAGCACGUUUUGUUUUUUUAAAGCAAGUUGAUUUUUCACUGAAAAUAGUAAUGUUUCUCUCCAGUGCUAAAGUGGUUGUCUGUAAUUAAACCUCCCUCACUUAAGAGGAUGCUCCCACCUAAAGCCAUAUUACGUACAAAAUGUUACUUAUUUUAAUAAUUUCUAUACCUCUAAGCGGUGCACAAGAGGGAUACAUUGUACAUAGUUAAAUCAGUUAAAAGUAACCAUAUAUGUUAGCCAUAAUUGUUCAUAUACUCAUCGAGACUGGCAUCUACAGUGACGGGUUUUGUCAUUCUUUAUCCAGGCUCCUUCCUGUAUGGUUUUAUACCAAGAUUGCUCAGUGCACUUCUGUGUCUCUUGCUCACUGUCUUAAUGAAGGCAACAGCUUCAAAAGUACACAUCACUGGAAAUCUACCAAUGUAGCUUAGGACACAAUGUAUUUUUUUAAAGUGUUUUUAUUGAAAGUUUUCAACAUAAAACUAAUCUAAAUUACAAAAAUGGUAAGAAACCAAGAAAUGAGAAGAGAGAAACACAAUGUACAAACGGGUGUUCCAACUCACUAAUUCCAUUUUGGAAUUAAAAAUCUGAAGACGUGACAGUAACUGGGAAAAUACUGUAAUUUAGAAACAUCUUUUUUAUUGAAUAUCUGUACUUAGAGAUCUUAAAAGUUUGUAGCCAAAUUUUUUUAGCAUGAGUGGAUCACAUAAAUCUUACUGAUGUCAUGUUUCUUGGUAAUAUUAUUAGCCACUAGAUUGUACAGAGGCAUGUUCCACAGCUUCUGUUUUCUCCCUCUUUCCAUGAAGAUCUGCGAUCAGUCAGAAGGAUAGUUCUUCUUGCAAUAGUUUGCUGUACAGAAUUUGAUGCUUUCUCCUGCUGUUUAAAAAGUUACAUUUUCAUUUUCCUAUCAUUUUCAUUUUGUGUAUGUUAGGUGGAUUGCAAAGAUUUCCAAAAGCAUGGGUUAGGGUCUACUGGUAGCCCACAUACGUCUUUCUGAUAAGUAUUUCUUAUCUACUAGGGUGAAUGCAAGAACAAAGAUGAGAGAGUCAACAUGACUUACAAAUUCUUGCACUGAAAAUAAAGACAAUAAGGACUUCCCAUGUACGCUAGUAAGAAAUUACCUAUAGCUGACACACAGUUCAUAAUCAUACUCAUCCACAAAUGAGAGUCUUUACAGUUACUGCCAUAAUGUAUUCUGAGUUCUAUUUCCACCACCGGAACACCCUGUUGAGGUUCUCAAGUUCCAUAAAAGGCAGCCUUCUUCCUUAAGCAGUGACGUUGGAGCAGAGAUUCCCUGCUUAAUCUGUGGGGCAACUACAUCCCUGGUGUCACACUGCACAAAAGGUUUUCUUUCUUAAAGCCUCAAGUUCUACUCCACUGUUGGCCCAGCACGAUUAGCCUAUAAGCUGCUCACAAUAUCUUUGGGAAUUGUUUUUGGUGAGGAUCGAGACAGUUUCUCCCAUGCUUUUGAACACUUCCAGCUGUGAAAAGUUAGGGGAUGGGUAUAACUUGUCAUCCACGCUUCCUAAAACAUAAAUUUUAGUUCUCUUAAAAGGUGACCUUAAUUCCACCAAAAAAAACCCACGUAAACCAGAGGGAUGUCAUUAAAGGUGAGUGGCAGGACAGGAUAAGCAGCACAUGGUCUUACUGGCUUGGCGUAAUCUAAAAAAAUAGCAAUGUCUCUGAUCCAGUUUUGAAUUCAGAGAGUGUCGGCUUUUCUCCCAAAAAGAGCCUAAGAAUGGGACAUCCUUGAAAUAACUUGGUUUUCAACUGCAGUGUGCUGUAACAUAUCAUGUGAAAGCACAAAUCCACUAACUAGUAAAAUGAGGGAUUAUUUCCAUUGCUCAUCUGCUGGCAGAGAUUUCUCUAAAUUGGAUCACGCUGAUUAGUAUUAGAAUGACGCAUUGUAGAUCCAGCUUUAAUCAUUUGAAACCUUGAAGCUGUUUCUCCUUUGCAUGGAAGGGACCACUAGAAAUAGUUGCAUGUGCUAUUUGCCAAUAAUCCUUUUUUUAUUUAUUGUGAAAUUUGUUGAUUUUUGCCCCUUGGAAAACCUACCCACAUUUCUCCUCCUUCAGGCUCGGCAAGAUGGAGGGGCCAAAGCAUGGCUCAGUUAGAGCUACGCCAUUUGGAAUCUCCAAGGCCUGAAUGGUGGCAGAUCUUCCUGAAGUUGUUCUCUUUCCCAAAACAGGAUUAAUUUUUGUGAAGUCUUGGUGAGUCUAACACUGCAAAGAUGGCUGUGAUGAAAGUCAAGUUCAACCAGAAGAAAAGAGUAAAACUAGCACAAGGGCUAUGGCUCAUGAACUGGUUCUCCUUGUUUGCUGGGAUCGUCGUUUUCUCUAUGGGAUUGUUCCUGAAAAUUGAGCUCAGGAAACGAAGUGAAGUGAUGGACAACUCUGAAAGCCACUUUGUGCCGAAUUCCUUGAUCUUGGUGGGUCUUCUAGCCUCUGUGUUCAAUGGUCUUGCAGGCAAGAUCUGUUACGAUUCUCUGGAUCCUGCUAAAUUUGCAAAGUGGAAGCCUAUCUUGAAAGUGUACCUAGUGUUGUGUGUGCUCUUUAACCUCUUCAUUCUCUUCGUGGUUCUCAUUUGCUUUCUGCUGAGGGGUUCUCUGGAUAGUACAUUAGAACAUGGUCUAAAAAAUGGCAUGAAGUUCUAUCGAGAUACAGAUACUCCAGGAAGGUGCUUCAUGAAGAAGACCAUCGACAUGCUCCAGAUUGAGUUCAAAUGUUGUGGAAACAAUGGUUUUAGAGACUGGUUUGAGAUUCAGUGGAUCAGCAACCGAUACUUGGAUUUUGGCUCAAAGGAAGUGAAAGACCGAAUUAAAAGCAACGUGGACGGCAGAUACUUGGUGGAUGGCGUCCCCUUCAGCUGCUGCAACCCGAGUUCGCCACGACCUUGCAUCCAGUACCAGGUCUCUAACAACUCAGCUCACUACAGCUAUGACUUUCAAACCGAAGAGCUCAAUCUAUGGAACCGCGGCUGCAGGGAGGCUCUGCUUAAAUACUACAGCAACAUGAUGAGCUCCAUGGGAAUCAUUGUCCUCUUUGUCUGGCUCUUUGAGAUGUCGGUGAUGAUAGGGUUGAGGCUGUUGCAUACUUCCCUGGAGAGCAUUGCCAAUCCAGAAGAUCCAGAAUGUGAGAGCGAAGGAUGGGUGCUGGAGAAGAGCCUGAAAGACACUUUCAAAUCCACCCUGGAAAAUUUGAAAAAUAUUGGUAAGAUGAACCAAGUGGAUGCAGGCACAGAAGGGGCAGAAGGUGAUGGCGCAAAAACCCAAGCUGUCUCAACCGUCAGUUGAGUUUAUUGGCUGAAAAGACUGUUACCAAAGACUGAGAUUUGUGAAUAUUCGGUUUUUAAAAAGGUACAAGCUGUCGCAGCUAUAUAUAUAUAUGCAUGCACAAAACAUACACUUUUUACAUACGGAGAGAGUAUAAAGCACUUUGUGGAUAAUAAAAGCAUCCUUACAGUAGACAGCCAAAACCACUUCUAUGGGAAAUGCUAUAACGUGAAGUUUAAAGCAGAUACUUUCUAGGGUAAUUCUAUUUUUGAGGCAAGUGAUAUUUCAUAAGAAAUUCGGUGGGAAUAAGUGGUCGACGCUAUCUUGUGUUUCGCAUCCCAUCACUGGAAACCGAAUGGGGAAGUUUAAAGCUAAUUAUUUUUGUACUUAAGUUUACAAAUAUAUUUGUAAAAAACAACAACAGUAUACUUUUCUGGGGGUAGUCAAAGCACUGCUCUGGAUGUUCUUGCUAGAGCAAAGGAAUAUUCAGUUGUCCAAGUAAUGGAAAGACAUAGAGAAUGGUAUGAGUUCAUAAUAGCCUCUAAUUUUUUGGAUAAACACAAGGGUUGUUUGAAGUUGUUACUGAAAGGACUACCUUCUGCCAUGUUCACAUGAUGCACAAAAACAGAGAGUAAAAUUGUACUGGAUUUCUGUGCACUGAACACCAAUUUGUCAUUUGAUAAAAAUAAGAUCACACUGAUUUGAACAGCAGAUAAGCUAUAGCCCAAGCUGCCAGCGAUUGCUCAGGUGCUGUGAUGCCAAUACGUCAUUCAUUCGUUUGGUAGGUAUUUCUGUAUUUCAACUACUUCAGAGUUUUGAGGCUCACUUUGUUUUAACAUACACACCAACUACAAUAAAUCGGACAUGAGAAUUCUGCUGUUUCCUGGGAAGUAAUCAUGGCAACCAACUUGUAGCGGUUUGGUUGUCAAAGGGAAAAUAUUGCCGCAAAUCAGUACUUGGGUGUGAGCCUUUCCCCCUCCUUAAUAGGCACAAGCUAAUAAUCGAAGAAAGUUCAACAUUUUAUUCGACAAAUUGGAUGCAAUGCAGAAAAGUUGGAUUUUCUGCAGCUUACAGAAGACAUCAUUGGCUCAAUGACCUUGUUGGCUCAGUGCACUUUGAAUCCAAACACAUUAUUUUGCAUGACUGUAUAUUACUUUACUGUUAUUCUAAAAGUGGUGAUCAGAUAGCAAAUACUUUUUAAAUUUUAGAAGCUGGAAUGAAGAAUGGGAAAGAGCUUGCUGCGUAAAGAGAUUUUUAUCUUUGUUCUAUAUGAAGUUUCCAUUUUUAUUUAAUUAUUUGUACAUACAUGCAUGUAUUUGCCAGGCAAGCCUUUCCUGAGUGAAAGCAAAAAGCAGUUAGCUAGCUUCAGCAGAUUCCUAGGUGCUGUGAACAAACUGUGGUUGGACCUAGUACUUUGUCCAAAAGACUUGACCAUCUUCAGUAAGUGAAGAAGAAAGGGAUGGGUGAUUGAGAAGAGGUUUUGAGUAAGUCAGACCAAACGGUCCAUCUAGGCUGGUGCUGGCGACAGCUCUCUAAGGCCUUUCCCAGCUUUUGUUAUCUGUGCUCCUUUUAACUGGACAUGUUGAGGACCAAUGGGGAUCUUCUGUGUGCAUGGACACUUGACAAGAGAGAGUGCAAGGGGCCAUAAGAGAAGCUGACCUCUGCUAGGUAUGGCCACAAGCCCCAGAAGGGGGAGACCUCUGAAAUAAGGACCAUGAGACUGAAGUGAAAAAGGAGGGCAGGGUAGAAACUGAAGCACAGGAGUGAUGUGAUCACAGAGAAAGGAGCGCCAAUGUAAAGGAAUCAUAUGGGAGAGAAAAGCAAGUGGGAAUGUCAACAAGGAGUAGGUUACAGUAGUAUCCUUAAGUCAUGACGGGAGUACAGCCAUGGUUUUUAGAAGCAGGUAUCAAAAAGAACGAAAAAUAACAUAGCGAAUUGACUUGUGAGGUGGUGUGUUGUUUGAUAAGA
Podarcis muralis (Common wall lizard) is the source of this 5597-nucleotide messenger RNA. RefSeq names its product peripherin 2 (gene PRPH2). Gene Ontology annotation, cellular component: plasma membrane. Lineage: Eukaryota; Metazoa; Chordata; Lepidosauria; Squamata; Lacertidae. The record is from RefSeq and is a predicted model, not a curated record. Gene Ontology annotation, biological process: visual perception.